AUGGUGUUAGCUGAACUCGGACGUAAGAUCACUUCUGCGCUCAGAAGCCUCGGAAAUGCCACAAUAAUCAAUGAAGAUGUCCUUAACAGCCUUUUGAAAGAAAUUUGCACUGCCCUAAUCGAGUCUGAUGUGAAUAUCCGGUUGGUCAAACAACUACGUGAAAAUGUCAAGUCGAUGAUCAACUUUGACGAGCUGGCAGCGGGAGUUAAUAAGAGAAAACUAAUUGAAAGCGCUGUUUUCAAUGAACUUGUUAGGAUUAUUGAUCCUCAAGUGAAAGCUUGGCAACCAACUAAGGGGAAGAGCAAUGUCAUCAUGCUGGUUGGAUUGCAAGGUAGUGGUAAGACUACCACGGCUACAAAACUCGCAUACCAUUACCAAAAGAAGGGUUGGAAGACAUGUCUUAUCUGUGCGGACACUUAUCGUGCCGGUGCUUUUGAUCAGCUGAAGCAAAAUGCCACGAAAGCCCGAAUCCCAUACUAUGGUUCCUAUACAGAGGCGGAUCCCGCUGUGAUUGCCAAAGAGGGUGUAAAGCGAUUUAACGAGGAGAAAUUUGAGAUAAUCGUUGUCGACACCAGUGGUAGACACAAGCAGGAAGAGGCGCUUUUCGAGGAAAUGCUUCAGGUGUCCAAUGCCAUCAAUCCAGACCACGUAAUUUAUGUCAUGGACGCAUCAAUUGGUCAGGCCUGCGAGGCCCAGGCCAGUGCCUUCAAAGCAAUGGUGGAUGUUGCCUCUGUCAUCGUCACCAAACUUGAUGGCCACGCUAAGGGCGGUGGUGCCCUCAGUGCAGUGGCUGCCACCCACAGUCCUAUAGUCUUCAUCGGUACGGGUGAGCACAUUGAGGACUUUGAACCCUUCCGUGUGCACCCCUUUGUCAAAAAGCUCCUCGGGCUGGGUGAUUUGGAGGACCUCUUUGAAAAGGUGAAAGACAUGAAGUUUGAUGAGAACGAGGAAUUGAUCAAGAAGCUGAAGCAAGGCGUCUUCACACUGCGCAGCAUGUACGAACAAUUCCAGAACAUUUUAAAGAUCGGUCCUCUAUCUGCGGUUCUGUCGUCCAUUCCUGGACUAGGUCAGGAGCUCUUCACUAAUGAUCGAGAGAGCCACCGCCGGCUAAAGCGCCUGAUGACCAUCAUGGACAGCAUGAACGAUCACGAAUUGGACUCUGACGACGGGGCACGACUCUUUAACCGCCAACCCGGUCGCAUUCAACGCGUAGCCCGUGGUGCUGGUGUUAGCCAAGGAGAGGUGAAACAGUUGCUAGUGCAGCACACAAAGUUCGCCCAAGUGGUAAAGAAGAUGGGCGGCAUCAACGGCCUUUUCCAGCAAAUGCCUAGUGGAACUGGCGGAGGAAGCGGAAGUGGUGGAGGUGGACAGCCGAGUCUCUCAGACAUGGCGGCGGCCGCGCGCUCAGUAAAUUCGGGAAAAAUGGCAAAACUACAGGCCUCCAUGGCCCGUGCGAUGGACCCACGGGUGUUGCAUCAGAUGGGUGGGACGGCAGGCCUGCAGAAUGUCCUUCGACAACUCCAGUCCGUUGCGAGCGCAAAACUACACAAACACACCAGAUCCACAGCUCUAUCGCGAAUCCGAAACCCCAUAUUUCGCGUGGAGUUUAACACCACAUCCUGGGACGCCCCACCCCCAUCUGACAGUCCGACAAACACGGAGCACGUAACCUCCAAUCGUGGUGUUACUGCGACCAAAACCGGGUGGAAUCCGCAUUUCAAUUCAAGAACCAACUUUAACAUCAACAUCAACUCUCAUAUCGAAUUCCUCAUUGUCUCGCAGGCUUCUGUGCAUGCUUCUCUAAACGGUGGGACCGGGCUAGUUGUCGGCUACUCCCGUCUUGGAAUCCGUGAUGCUUUGAGAAACUAUGGUAAUAAUUUGGAGGAUGCGGCCUUCUCUUUGGAUAUACUGCCCCUGCCAACAGAUCAGUGCGUGGACGGUAACACCUUGCCUUCGCUAGGGACGCUCAGCCUCUUCCUCACCGCCUCAGCUACAGCUGUCAACGCGGCAAUUGUGGCUGCCAACAUUAAUCAACGAUCUUUUAGUCCCUCUGGAUACUCUGCUAUGCUCCAAACAAACAUGGAGGAUGAGGUACAGAGCCGGACCCUCCAGUGUGUCCUGUUGUGCAUCCUCCCGAUGGGAAAGGGAGAUGUGCAAGGGACCUGCGAUUCGAAGUGCGGCUUCGGAGUUGAUAGGAGGCACAAGCGAAGUCAUAGGUCCACUCCCACUGCUGAGGAGUCUCGAUCAUCCACACCCGCUGCCAAUAGUAAUACGGCGCCCACCAAUGCCGUCACCAAUGGUUCUUCUGAUACCUCUACUACCAACAGAACUCCUGCAACUGGCGACCUUUUGACCAUUCCACGUCGGUCAAACGGAGGCAGAAGACGUUCCGCCCCAGAUACGGAGGGUCUACCACCGCAAUGGGAGCGACGUACCGAUCCUUCUACAGGGAGAAUCUACUACGUGGAUCAUUUAACAAAAAGAACACAGUGGGAGAAACCACAGCCUCUUCCAAGCGGAUGGGAACGACGACUGGAUCAGAACAACCGGGUUUACUACGUGGAUCACAACACGCGCACAACAACCUGGCAUCCACCGUCAGAUCAUCUGCUCGACAACGUGGUGCGCUGGCGCCAGUGGUACGACAUACGAGCCGGUAACAUGCGGAAUCAGAUGUCGCAGCUCUACGCCUCCUCUGGCUGGGCCAAUGGCGCCGGUAGUAGCCCAGCUCAUUCCAUCCCUGAAACACUGGGUCCGUUACCCGAAGGUUUUGAGCGUCGCAGAGACUCGAAUGGUCGCGUGUAUUACGUGAAUCAUCGGACAAAGACGACACAGUGGGAGGAUCCACGCCAAACUACAGUACCGCUACCAUCGGGCUGGGAGAUGCGAUACACCCCUGAGGGGUUUGUCUUCUACGUCGACCACAAUACCAGAACCACCACCUUCAAGGAUCCCCGUCAACCUGGCUCAGCGGAUUCGAAUCAAUGGACAUUGGAUCGUAAGGUGGCUAGUUUCCGCUACCUCUGUCACGUAAAUUCAAGCACUGAUAAGGUGGCGAUUCGGGUGCGUCGGUCAGAUCUGCUAAAUGACUCCUUCAAUCAACUCCUCAAGGUGCCUGCAAAGUCUUUGCGAGGUCGUCUUUCUGUCACCUUUGAGGACGAGGAAGCCCUCGAUUAUGGUGGUGUACAGAGGGAAUGGUUUUUCCAACUCUCCGAUCAGCUUCUCAAUCCUAUGUACUGCCUAUUCGAAUACGCCAGUGGCAACAACUUUUCCCUACAGAUCAAUGCCAAUUCUUCAGUGAAUCCCCAACAUCUCCAGUACUUUCGGUUCGUGGGUCGAUUCAUUGCGUUGGCUUUGUUCCAUGGCAAGUUCAUUGACAAUGGAUUCACUCUGCCCUUCUACAAGCGUCUUCUCAACAAACCACUGUCGUUGAAUGACCUUCAAACUGUCGAUGAGGAGUACUAUAAUUCCCUUCUCUUCAUCCGUGAAAAUCCCAUCGACGACGCAGACUUGGAGUUGUACUUUGAGGCAGAUUAUGAACAUUUCGGUCAGACAAUAACCUGCGAGCUGAAACAGGGAGGCAAAAGCAUCAAGGUGACGGAUGCCAACAAAGAAGAAUACCUCAGUUUGAUGGUAAACUGGCGGUUCUCACGGGGUACAGAGGAACAAAUGGAGGCCUUCAUGGCUGGUUUUGCCGAUGUCUUUCCACUUCAAUGGCUUCAGUACUUUGAUGAACGCGAAUUAGAGAUGAUUCUCUGUGGGUUGCAGAAGAUCGAUGUGGAUGAUUGGCAGCAGAACACGAAUUACAAGGACUACACCGUCUCGAGCAAACAGAUUGUCUGGUUCUGGAAGUUUGUCCGAACCCUGUCCACGGAGAGACGAGUGCGUCUGCUGCAAUUUGUCACGGGCACCUGCCGUUUACCCGUUGGUGGCUUCAAAGAACUCAUGGGGAGCAAUGGACUGCAGCUCUUUACAAUCAAACGCGCAGGUAAGGAGAACGCCCUACCGCUUAGUCACACGUGUUUCAACCGCCUUGACUUGCCACCGUACCGGUCGUACGAGAUUUUGGUGGAGAAAGUGACCCUGGCCAUCGACGAGACGGAGGGCUUCGGGCUGCAGUAG
Echinococcus granulosus is the source of this 4122-nucleotide messenger RNA. Its product is annotated as Signal recognition particle protein. Gene Ontology annotation, cellular component: cytosol; signal recognition particle, endoplasmic reticulum targeting. The transcript has 19 exons. Gene Ontology annotation, biological process: SRP-dependent cotranslational protein targeting to membrane, translocation; SRP-dependent cotranslational protein targeting to membrane. NCBI's taxonomy places the organism in Eukaryota, Metazoa, Platyhelminthes, Cestoda, Cyclophyllidea, Taeniidae. The coding region runs from base 1 to 4122 and encodes 1373 amino acids. The record is from RefSeq and is a predicted model, not a curated record. Gene Ontology annotation, molecular function: GTP binding; ATP hydrolysis activity; protein binding.